UUGCCCUCCAUGUUAAAUCAUCCAUUCAAGAACAGAGAACGAGAAACACUGAGCGAUGGAAAUCAUCGAGAUGUCACCGGAAGCAGCCACGAUGGCGCAACUCUACUCACCGGAGCUACGCAUCGAGGGUUCCGCCGUCGCCUUCGUCGGGCCCUGCCCCUGCUUCGGCAUCCGCAAGCGUCGCUGCCUUCGACCCACCACCCGCUCCCGCAAGAAACUCCUCGUCUAUGAUCUUCUUCCCUGCUCCCCGCCUUCUCCCCCUCCCCCUCACGCCGUCGUCGCUUCCCUCUCUCGCUUCGACCUUUCGCCCCGCUCCUCCUCUCCAUUCCCUUCCGCCUACCGCCUCUCCUUGUCCUCCCCGCUCCCCUCCCCUUCCUCGUCAUCAUCCACCACCUCCUCCCUGACCCAAUCCCCAUCCUCCAGCAACUCGCCCGGCACUCCUGGCUCCCCCUUCGUACGCUGUCUCUCCCCUCGACUCGCUUCCCAUCUUGAACCGAUCGUCAUGAUCUCGCCAUCCUCUUCUCCGCCGACGUUCUUGUUCGCCACUCUGCCGGAGCCGUCAGAGUCGACCGCCUCCCCCUCAUCUUCUGGUCCUGAUGAAGCGACAACUUCUCCUGUCGAGAAGAACAAAAAGGCUUCCGGAGAAGAACAAGAGCCUAAUUCUUGGCUUCCCAGAUCGAGGCGGGGAAGACGAAGGCCGAGCGAGCAUCCACCGCAGCUGUGGCAUCCUUCGUUUAGUGGUGAUUCGCCGAGUCUGAAAUAGAGAGAGGAAGCGAGAGGUGGCACUACCACCACUCUUCCGCAAGCAAACCGGUUCUUGCUCUGGCAUCUCUGCGUGGAACGUUUCGUCAUUUGGUCUUCUUCCUUCAUUCUCCUCCAUAACUGCUUGUACAACGACUCUCAACAACUCCUCUCAAAAGUCUUUUGUUUACAUGGAUAUGCAGCGGUGGAUCAGUGAGUGCAAUUCUGUCAGUUAGUUCUCUUGAUCCGAAUGGAACGCUCAUCGAUAAGCAAU
Molecule: messenger RNA, 1015 nt
Organism: Musa acuminata subsp. malaccensis (wild Malaysian banana)
Lineage: Eukaryota; Viridiplantae; Streptophyta; Magnoliopsida; Zingiberales; Musaceae
Product: early nodulin-20-like
Source: RefSeq, a predicted model, not a curated record